AUGGCGGCCCCACCCUCAACCCCAACAAUACCUCUCGACGUCCUGUCGCGGCAGAAUGCCCCAACUGUUCUCGACGUCAUUCGCGUCUUCAAUGACAACGUAGGCUACAUCAAUGUCCGCAGCCAGACAACCACCGCCAGCGUCCCUGGCGUGACCACACUGGGCAGCCGUGCCGGGUCGCCGUAUCCUCACACGUUUGGCGCACAAUCUGCCAACGUACUCAUGGACGGAUUUGGGUCGGCGCUCGCGCGCCUUGUCGACGUUUCCGACGACGCUCGCGUGGCGCUCGCUGUGUUCCUCAAGUCCACCAGGUACUCUGUGCUCCAUGGCGUGGACACUGAGCCUGGUCUACAGAGUUACCUCCACGGUCUCUACGUACAGUCGCUCAACCUCAUCCUCCGAGAUGCUGCGCACUUUGCACCUGGUGAUGCCCCGGGUGGCAAUUGGACUUUCGCGUUCUCCCCAGGCGGUGGACGGGCCGACUUUGAGUACCGCCUGAACGGCACGCUCGUCGCUGCCGGCGAGAUCAAGCCCUCGUCCGCUGCCAGCGACCAUCUCAUACGCCAAGAAAUGCCGACGGACGCACCCCAUGCCAAUAUCUACAUGAACAUGAAGGGGAGGGGUACCACGCCCUUGGGCGUCCAUGUCCAGGGCCAGCGUACCCUCGUUGGUGGCCAUCUCUUCCAAGUAUGGACUCAGCUCGUCACCAGGCAGCUUCGAUACUUGUUUUUCACCAAUGGCAACGUCUGGCUUCCGCUGCGUGUGAUGGACAAGAUAUAUGUCCUCGACAAGGGCAUCUCUUGCGAGCCCCGGGUUGGAACCUUUGACCCGCUCACGACUCCCUUGGGCUUUCUUCUGGCGCUGAGCCUGCUCCCGGUGGCACAGUACUCCUAUCCUCUUCCGGCACCUGUACAAUUGCCUGCGGUAGCGGCCGCGACCGCGACGCACACCAUCCCUAAUGCGUCGCUGGUUGCGUCCUUGCCGAGCACGAAGAGCGAGGUCCUGCCUAGUGCCCCAUUCUCGUCGCCAUGUAUCAUCGUUCGCCUUCUGGACGAGGUACUUGGACCGCACUCUCUCGACAUGGUUGACAUUGAGACGGGUAGUCCUGGCGUCGUCUUGACCAAGGUCAAGCAUGGUUGGCUUGAAACAGCAGCGGAAACCCUGCCCACCGGCACCACCGGCACCCUCGCUCCUCCGCCUACCGCAGCUUCCGGCACUGUCCCCGACGACACCACCCCCGUUGUCGCUAUCACUCACUGUCUCGGGCGAGGCGGCACUUCGGACGUCUACGCAGCCGUCACGGUCCCCGGGGUGCCAUGGCCUGUGGCGGCCAAGCUGUCUGUCCCGUUUGCAGAGGCGAUGCGCGUCAACUCUGACUCGGCCACGAGGAUUUCCGCCGAGGACAUAUCGCUCGCCGAACGCCAGGUCAGGUUUAUGCACGCGACCGAGGCGCUCGUCCUCGCCGGACCCCUCGCCAAGCUGCAAGGCGUGGCCGUACCCCGAUUCUUCGGCGCCUACCACGCACUCGUGCCGCAUUCGGCGUACUCGCAAGAUUGGGCUCUGGCACCCGAGGCGUCGGUGGAGCUGUGGGCGACGGUCAUGGAGCGCACCGAGCGCGUCGACUUCCACUCGAUGACUGCAGCCGACAAGCUCGCGAUUGUGGGCCGAUACCGCCAGAUCCACGCCGCUGGUGUCCUGCACCGCGACCCCGGUGCGCGCCACUGGCACCGCUCGAUCGAGGACGGCCGCAUGCUCGUCAUUGAUUUCGGCGUCUCCAUGACGCGUGACGACAUCGGGGAUGGCUUUGACGUGUGGGCAAGAGACGAACUAAAGCAAGUAAAGGAAGUGCUGGGUCUCCGCGAACCCCGGCGGUGA
Apiotrichum porosum is the source of this 1875-nucleotide messenger RNA. RefSeq lists its product as uncharacterized. NCBI's taxonomy places the organism in Eukaryota, Fungi, Basidiomycota, Tremellomycetes, Trichosporonales, Trichosporonaceae. The coding region runs from base 1 to 1875 and encodes 624 amino acids. The record is from RefSeq and is a predicted model, not a curated record. Gene Ontology annotation, molecular function: ATP binding. The transcript is spliced from 2 exons.